This is a messenger RNA of Salvelinus sp. IW2-2015, 2408 nucleotides long. RefSeq names its product fibroblast growth factor receptor homolog 1. Gene Ontology annotation, biological process: positive regulation of kinase activity; protein phosphorylation; cell surface receptor protein tyrosine kinase signaling pathway. Gene Ontology annotation, cellular component: plasma membrane; signaling receptor complex. Lineage: Eukaryota; Metazoa; Chordata; Actinopteri; Salmoniformes; Salmonidae. Gene Ontology annotation, molecular function: growth factor binding; transmembrane receptor protein tyrosine kinase activity; ATP binding. The record is from RefSeq and is a predicted model, not a curated record.
AUUUCACAUGAAUUUGGAUAGAAGGUGUUUGAAUAUCUACCUGCAUGGGCUCUAUGGAUUCCUUGAUUCCUCAGAUGAAGGCAAUGUGCGCACUCAACAGAACAAUGUCAUAUGUGAAUGCAAGCAACAAUCACACAAAAACCUCCCUCAUCAGCAACGUAACAAGACCUUCAAAUAAUCUUGAUAAUACAUUCUCAACAGAUCCUGUAGUAGAUGGUGUCAAAUUUAAUGGGAUGUUCUACAUUUUAAUCGGUAUUUCUGGGUUUACUGUUACCAUUGUCCUUUUACUGGCCAUUCUGUGGACAAUGAAGUAUCGCACUUUGAUUCACACCAUUCGAGAGCUGCAGGGUGUUGAGGGUCUAUUGGGCAGAGCUCCUCCAUCCAACCCCCCAGCUAUAAGUCCCCUAACCUUGAGGAAGUGUCUAGUGCGUGAGACUAGAAGCCCACUAGAGCUUGUCUCUGUCACUCUGGGACAGGAGUAUCAGAACACCAGCUCGCCCACUCCCCUGCUCAGGCAGACAACCAAGUCAGCUUCUAGGUCUCUCUGGAGACCACAGCAAACGGGUUCCUCAUUCAACACAUCAGGGCUGGGCAUACAGCAACUAAUCAAAGCAGGGAGGGAAGGGGUGUACUACAAGGCUAAGAUGACACGUGGCACCUGCAAGGGCCACUCCAUUGUCACCUGCAAGAUGACCAAAGAGGGGGUUACCCACAGGAGGGUAGCCAGAGAGGUGAACAUCAUGAGGAAGCUGGGUACCCACAAGAAUGUGCUGCAGCUGCUAGACUGGAACAUCACACAGGCUCCUUACAUGCUGAUCCUGGAGUCGGUGAGCAGUGGGACCCUGCGCAGUUUCCUGCAAGUGAAUCAACAUCAACUGAGCAGGGACAGUGAACUGCAAAAGCACUUCACCACAGCAGCAUAUCACAUUGCCCAUGCAAUGAGACACCUGCGCUCUAAAAUGGUGGUGCACUGUGACCUAGCCCUGAGGAACAUCAUGGUGAACCAUUUCCCCAGAGAGGUGAAGCUGGCAGAGUUUGGACUGGCCCAAGACCUGACUCUUAUGAGGAGCCGUCGCAGCAGCCACAAAGGAGACCACAUGCAAAAUGUGCCCCUGCGUUGGUAUCCCCCAGAGUACUUCAGAAACAACUACUACAGCUUCAAAGGGGAUGUCUGGGCAUUUGGCAUUGUGCUGUGGGAGAUGCAAACAUUUGGGACCUUACCAUAUCCCAACCUGGAGACUUCAGAGUUGGUGGUGCGCUACAUCUGCUCUGGACACAAGAAUUCAGAACCAGAGACAUGUAGGCCAGAGAUACUGCAGAUGAUGAGKGACUGCUGGCUGGAGCCCUACACCCAAAGGCCCUCCUUCAACGACAUAGUCAGUGUCCUGGAGAACAUCCUGGAGGAUGAUGCAGAUUACAUCAAAGUGAACAACGGACUAGCCAAUGUUGGAUAUGGUGACCAAGAUCAAAUCUGCCUUACUCUCCUUCAUGACGACUGAAUAUGUGCAGAGAGGAAGAGUUGGUGUCAUGCAGGGCUACGGGCCAGAAGGUUGAGGAUUUGCUGACAACCACAGAAGAGCUCACUCUCCCUGCCUGUUUCGUUACUUCAAGAUCAAAGCCGGUUGCAGACAAUGAUCAGCUAGGGGGAAUCAGAUUUUCAACAUUUUGAUGCCAUAUUUUUUAUAAUAUAAAAUAUAUGCAACAAAUUUUCCACCAACAGGUUUAUGUGCCAAUGCACCACACAACCAAUAAACAAAACAUACCGACUUCUGGUCUUCAAUAUCACGGUUUUCAUUUUCAACACAACAAUAAAUAUACCGUCUCGACAAACAGAAAACACAUCCCUCCCUACCUUAGGCUUACCAAGUAUCAAAGGUUUGGCUUGACAAUCUCUGAAUGUCAUUAAACUUUUUGGUCUCUUUCUGUUUAUCAAAUUGCAGCUGGACAGUUUGGAUUGAUUUAUUUGUCAGUAAAAAAAAUACAUAUACAGUAUAAACAAAUAAUUGUAAAAGUGACUGGGAUUGCACAAUAAAGUCAGGGACUAAUUUCCAUUGUGGUCCCUACAUUUGCUGCAGCAUAUGCUAGUAAUAUAUGGACUAAAUGCGUGUCUAAUUUACACAUCUCCAUCUGGCUUUCGGGGGUCAACCUAUUUUUUUAUUGUAAACAUGAUGUUUUAUUUAUUUGAGCUGUAUAGUUUUUUCAUAUCAGUUGAAUAUUGUUGCUAAAAAUCCCAUUUGGGGAAAUAUUAAUGGUGGAAAAACGAUUGGAAACUUCGGUUUUAUGGGUAUUGUAKCGACCCGCACAGACAGUCAGUGUGUUAUGUGGUAGGGUAGUAGAGGGUUGUGUUGUACUGACCAGUACCCAGUGUUCGCGGGGUCCGACAUGCCAAUCAACCUGCUAUCUGCCAA